AUGCUCCGUACCGCACUACGUAACGCAGCUCCCCUUGCCUACCGUACAUCCCCACUCCGCACCGCCAUCCUCUCAAAGCGGGCGUACUCCGCACACGCAGAGGAAGAAUCCUUCGAGUCCUUCUCCCAGAGGUACGAAAAGUUCUUUGCCGGCGUGGAAGAUCUCUUUGAACUCCAGCGCGGUCUCAACAACUGCUUCGCCUAUGAUCUCGUACCCUCACCCGGUGUGAUUGAGCAGGCAUUGCGCGCAUCCAGGCGAGUCAAUGACUUUGCUACCUCUGUCCGCAUCUUCGAGGGCAUCAAGCAAAAGGUUGAAAACAAGGGACAGUACGCACAGUACCUAGAAGAACUCAAGCCACUCCGUGAGGAGCUCGGCAUCUCCCUCAAGGAGGAUCUCAUCAAGUAA
Messenger RNA from Protomyces lactucae-debilis, 405 nucleotides. Its product is annotated as COX5A-domain-containing protein. The record is from RefSeq and is a predicted model, not a curated record. Gene Ontology annotation, cellular component: mitochondrial inner membrane. Lineage: Eukaryota; Fungi; Ascomycota; Taphrinomycetes; Taphrinales; Protomycetaceae. The coding region runs from base 1 to 405 and encodes 134 amino acids. The transcript is spliced from 3 exons. Gene Ontology annotation, biological process: mitochondrial electron transport, cytochrome c to oxygen.